This is a messenger RNA of Saprolegnia diclina VS20, 3017 nucleotides long. RefSeq lists its product as hypothetical. The record is from RefSeq and is a predicted model, not a curated record. The coding region runs from base 289 to 2997 and encodes 902 amino acids. The transcript has a single exon. Lineage: Eukaryota; Oomycota; Saprolegniomycetes; Saprolegniales; Saprolegniaceae.
GGCUCUCAACAGCUGUCUCAACAGUCGUCAUGAUCCCGGUGAGAUAUCGCCCUUGCAACCCGCCGUAACGACGACCAAGGGAAUCUGCGCCGACGGCGUGGAUGCCACGCCGCACUUGCGUCGGCAAAAACACCGAUGGAUUGAGGUAGUUCUGAUUCAGCUAACGUAUUUUGAAAAGCGACGCACUUGGUCUUUUCUCCGACGACAACGGCUCGAGAAAGGUGCCGGCGCGUUCGGCACCGGAGACGACGCCUCUCUUGGCAGAUCCAUUCUGCGAUUUGCUUUGUCAUGCGCAAGCAGCUCUGUCUCGCGCUGUGUACGGCGGUCGCCGCCGCCCAGUCGACCGUGCCCGGCGUCGUGUACUUCCCCGACCACCGACCGGGGUACCCGCUCUCGACGCGUGACCGAGUCAACGCCACGGCCAUUGCGCUUGGCAUCGACGCCGAUCUCGCGCUCCUCGCCCCGCACUACCAGCUGCUGCGGACGUACCGACCGGCGUUCCACGGCGUCGCGAUAACGCCGAUCGCCGCGCGCUACGACUUGCACGUGUACCUUGGGCUCGAUGUCGGUGCCAUCGACUAUGACAAGCAAGUCGACGCGGUGAUCGACGCGCUGCAGACGCACCCGAGCACGGUAGACGCGAUCAUCGUCGGCAGCGACAGCCUUCAAGUGGUGUCCACCGCCGACCUUGUUAGCCGCAUCGAGGCGCUUCGGAGCCGUGUGCAGUCCGAGACGAGCGCGUCGCACGUCAAGCUUGGCACGGCGCAGCAUCUUGAGGACUGGCUCAACCCACUCCUCUCGGCCAACAUGUCGGCGGUUGAAGCCGCCGUCGACGUUGUCGGUGUCAACUACUUUCCCGGUCGCGACGCGAAUUUUGAUAUCGAUGAUCCGGUCGCGCUCAUCAACGGGCACUGGCCGCUGCUCCAAGCUCUGUACCCGAGCACGAAGCUCACGAUAACUGAGACGGGGUACCCGACGGCGUCGCUUGCGGACGCGACCACGUACUUUAAUGCGUUCAAGCACUCGGCGUACGCGGCGCUGGGCUUCUACUAUGCGUUCUUCGACCGCCAACUGCGCGAUCCGAGCGGCGACGUCGACGCCUACGGCCUCUACACGGUCGACGGCACGUCCAAGAAGAUUCUGCCCGACCUCAACGCCGUCCAGAACGAGUCGGCGGUGUUCUCGUCGGUGGUCGCCGGCGCUUGCUACUCGCCGUUCCAUCUGGACUCGUACCCGCUCAAUGGCGUUGCCCACGGUAGUCUCGCCGCCGGUAUGGACCAAGACUUUGAGAUUAUGAAAAAGUACGUGGCCGUUGUGCGCACCUACUACUCGACCUACAUGGGCGUCGACGUGACGCCGAUCGCGGCCAAAAAUCAAGUUCCGCUCUACCUCGGCGUCUUCAUGACUGACCAAACCUGGUAUGGGGACCAAGUGAACGCAGCGAUUCAAGGCGCCGUCAAGUACCCGUCGACCGUGAAAGCGAUCCUCGUCGGCAACGAAAACGUCAUCCCGGUCGGCCCGUACAGCGCUUCGUACAUUAGCAGUCAAAUCUCGUACAUUCGGUCGCAGAUUGCGAUCCAGUCGAACGGCAAAGUCAACAGCGUGCUGCUUGGGACAGUCCAGCGCGUCACCGACUGGCUCAACCCGUCGCUGCGCACCGAGAUGAAGAACCUGGCCGACAACUCGGACAUUAUCGGCGUCAACAUCUACCCGUUCUUCGACAACAGCUACGACAGCAGUAACCCCACCGUGCUCCUCAACGCGCUCUGGGACCAAAUGGCCGCCAUUUACCCAGCGUCCAAGCUGCGCUUGACGGAAACCGGGUUUUCGACCGGUGGGCCGCCGUCGCCGCUCUCACCCCGCGUCGUUCCGAGUUUGAACAAUGCCAUCACGUAUUACACGGCGCUUUCGCAGUGGCAGCCGUCGCAAGGGGGCGGCGAGCUCUUCUGGUACACGUUCUUUGACCUGCGCGCCGACGACCGCACGCAGCCGCAGGAGCUCGAAAAGUACUUUGGCUUCUUCACGGCCAGCGGGCAGCAAAAGGUCGCGGGGUUUCCGCCACAAUACGAGGCGCCCGCGUUCACACUGGCGCCGGUGCUUCCCGUCGUGACAGUGUCGCCAGUCACACCCACGCCCGAGAGAGCCACGCCCGCGCCCUGCACGUCGGUUUUCAUGGGUGCCAACUACGAUCCGUUCCACAACGCAGCGUACCCGAACAACCUUCCAGCGCUGCGUGUCGCGAUCGCGCAGGACCUCGCGGUCGUCAAGAAGUACUUCAACGUCGUUCGAACGGUCUACACGAAUUUUUACGGCGUCGAGAUCACGCCCUACUUGGCCGCCGCCCAGCUCGACGUGUACCUCGGCGUCUUUAUGACGCGCGAGGGGUGGUACAGCAGCCAAGUCAACUCGGCGAUCUCGGCGGUGCGCGGCUACGGCGGCCACGUCCGCGCGAUCCUUGUCGGCAACGAAAACAUCAACAUGAACGAGAACUUUGCGCCGUCCGAGGUCGCGGCGCAGGUCGUCGCGGUGCGCGCAACGUUGCGCGCGGCGACGGGCGUGAACCCCGUCAUGGGCACGGCGCAGAAGGCGGCGACGUGGCUGACAGGCACCACCGCCAUGCGGGCGCUCGCAUCCGCCUGUGACGUCAUUGGCGUCACGUACCAACCGUUUUUGGACGGCAAGUACGACCCAACCAAGCCGAUGGCGGGGCUCGAUCUUGUCUGGACGCAGCUCAAGAAACUGUACCCGUCGGCCAAACUUCGGCUGGUCGAUGUGACGUUCCCGUCGGCGCCGAUCCCGUCGGCGUUCAACUCGGUGGCGACGCUGGCACUCGAGCAAGCCUUCUACAGCGCGCUGCUCAAGUGGGUUGCCAUCAACUGCCCGACGACCGAGCGCUUCUGGGGCACCUUCUUUGACAAUGCGGCGCUCUAUCGCACCGGCGGCCUGUACACUGCGGCGCGACAGCCAAAAUCAUCGGCGUUUCCCAGCCCUUUGUAAUUACGAAUCCAUUUCAUGUG